Molecule: messenger RNA, 306 nt
Organism: Penicillium soppii
Lineage: Eukaryota; Fungi; Ascomycota; Eurotiomycetes; Eurotiales; Aspergillaceae
Product: non-canonical purine NTP pyrophosphatase
Exons: 3
Coding region: 1-306 (101 amino acids)
Biological process (GO): nucleoside triphosphate catabolic process
Cellular component (GO): cytoplasm
Molecular function (GO): nucleoside triphosphate diphosphatase activity
Source: RefSeq, a predicted model, not a curated record
AUGAAACAUUUGACUUUCGUGACAGGGAACCCUAACAAGGUCCUUGAAGUUCAUGCAAUCCUAGGCGACGCGAUACCUGUUCACCCCCGGGCGCUGGACAUCCCUGAGAUCCAGGGGACAUUGGAAGAAAUCGCGAGGGAUAAGUGCCGACGCGCCGCCCGAAUUAUCGAUGGACCGGUGCUGGUCGAAGAUUCGGCGUUGGAGUUCCGGGCUAUGAACGGAUUGCCAGGCCCUUAUCAUUAUUCACGUGCUGACACCUUCCGCCAAGUAAAUGCUUUCUUGAAUCAUUGGGGAAUGAUGGAUUGA